Molecule: messenger RNA, 2149 nt
Organism: Oreochromis aureus
Lineage: Eukaryota; Metazoa; Chordata; Actinopteri; Cichliformes; Cichlidae
Product: gap junction alpha-3 protein-like
Exons: 5
Coding region: 348-1784 (478 amino acids)
Biological process (GO): cell communication
Cellular component (GO): connexin complex
Source: RefSeq, a predicted model, not a curated record
GGACGCAGCCGCUGUGCUUCGCCUUCGCGGGACAGGUUCCACAGGCGCCCUUUUUUAGACUAGACUAGCCUCGCGUAUUCUUCUUUUCUUUUUUCCUCCUUUUUUGUUGUUAACUUUCUCUCUCUGUUACUCUGUGUAUUGCUCUCUCUCUGUCUCUCUCCCUCCCUUCUCCUCUUCUAUCAAUCUGCCUACUCUUCUCUUGGUUGCCCCGAGAACCUCCGUGGGACUAACAGAAAAAAGAAGAGAAGGAGCGCGGUGCCUAACGAUAUAGUUUUUGUUCUGAUUUCUGGUCGAUGGAUUUAUCUCUGACAACACAACAAUAUUUUAGCUAGAAAACUGAGAGAAGCAUGGGUGACUGGAGUUUUCUAGGGCGACUGCUGGAGAAUGCUCAAGAACACUCCACUGUGAUUGGAAAGGUUUGGCUCACAGUACUCUUCAUCUUUCGAAUUUUGGUGCUGGGUGCAGCAGCUGAAGAAGUUUGGGGUGACGAGCAAUCAGACUUUACCUGUAACACACAGCAGCCCGGUUGCGAGAACGUUUGCUACGACGAGGCAUUUCCCAUCUCCCACAUCCGUUUCUGGGUGCUGCAGAUCAUCUUUGUCUCCACACCAACCCUCAUCUACCUGGGCCAUGUACUACACAUUGUCCGCAUGGAGGAGAAGAGGAGGGAGAGGGAAGAGGAGCUCAGAAAGGCCGGACGACACCAGGACGACCAUGACCCUCUCUAUCAAAAUGGAGUUGGUGAUGGUGGAGGGAAAAAGGAGAAACCCCCAAUUCGUGAUGAACAUGGAAAAAUCAGGAUACGCGGGGCAUUAUUGAGGACCUACAUCUUCAACAUAAUAUUCAAGACUCUGUUUGAAGUGGGCUUCAUUCUAGGGCAGUACUUCCUGUAUGGAUUCCAGCUGAGGCCUCUCUAUAAAUGUGGCCGCUGGCCCUGCCCCAAUACUGUGGACUGCUUCAUCUCCAGGCCCACUGAAAAGACAAUCUUCAUCAUCUUUAUGCUGGUCGUUGCCUGUGUCUCUUUGGUCCUCAACCUGCUGGAGAUCUAUCACCUAGGCUGGAAGAAAGUAAAGCGAGGGGUCACCAAUGAGUUUGCACCUGAUAGCGAGUCACUGAUUAUGGCUGAAGAUGAGCCCACAGACGCAGAGACGAGCCCUGAGCAGACCUCUCCGUUGGUGCUCGACUGUCUGCCGGCAUUCGGCAGCGUGAGUGUGAUGGGAGACGGGGCAGCUGAGGGAGGGGCCUACAGCCCACCAGAGUCUUUCCCUACUGUGACCUCCUUAAACGCUGCAACCACCCCUGUGCCUGCCGGGAUGAAGAUGGACAGCACGAUGUUCCACCCAGAUGACUUCUUGUUGGAUGCUGCUUCUUUUUACAGCAGCGGUGAGAAAGUGGGCGUUGGAAGUCAAGGACAGCUGGUAGCGAUGGAGCAGAACUGGAACAACAUGGUGCUGGAAGUCCACAAUCUGAAUGGAAAAAAUUCAGCCUCAGCCUCCUCCUCUCCUCAAGUUGAAAAGACCCCAACACCAGAGGAGCAGCAAUCUGCAUUUCCCACACUUCCGCGCAACACCCCUCUUUCUUCUCUCAUGCCAAAGGAGAUGGCAAUGAAAGAGGAAACCACUGUCAUCACAGCACCUUCUAAGGUCCUGCACAAUGACUUCACUGUGGUAACCAGAGCGGAGAUGCAUCAGCCUCCUGCUGCUGCGGGGACAGACAACCGCAAGCCAAGUCGGGCCAGCAAGAGUGGCGGUGGACGAGCUCGCCCCGAUGACCUGGCCGUGUAGCUAAAACACACACUCACUCACACUUUUACCCAACUAUGCAUGCAUGCUCUAUACACAGAGAGAGCCUACACAUGCUUUUUUUUCUUUUAAUAUGCACUGCAGCAUAAAACCACACCUAAGCAUGCACUUCAGUAUGAGCCUGAUGCCUGCUGGAGUUGGCUGCUUAGUUUAUAGUCAACACUGCGAAUCUGAAACAGGGAUAAAAAAAAAAGUCUUUCUGUCAUAUGGAAGACAACAUCUUGAUGCCCCACAUAGAUAUCGACAACAUUAGGGUAUGUCCACAUUAGUUUCUUAACGUGUAAGUUUUCAGUUCAAAGGAGGUUCAAAUUGUUUAGAGUAAUGGCUGUGCGCAUGGGGGUCCAUUU